GAGCAAAGGGUGGGCGGAGAAGAGGAAAGGGGCUUUUCCUGGGAGAGGGGUUUGCAUUUGCAGGGUUAAGGAGGACUGGGAGGGCGUGCAGAGAAGUAGCAGCAGGAGGGAAAAGCUUUGCAGCAGCCUGAUCCUGGGAAAAUUUACUUGUAAGAACAGGCAAUGAAGAGAUGCUGUCCAGCCCUCAUCUAUUCAGAGGCGUGGGAACAGCGGCUGCACCUCCAAUCCAGACUGUCCCAGACCGUCCCAGACUACUCCAUUCCAGUGCGCGAUCUCUGCCUGGUGUGAUUUCUGAAGAGGAGGGAAUCUUCUUUUUCUUCCAGGGUCCCUUUUCCUUUGAGGAGGUGUCCAUCUUUUUCACGGAGGCAGAAUGGGCCCUGCUGGAUCUUGGACAAAGAGCUCUGUUCAGGGAAGUCAUGUUGGAGAACUAUGAGAAUGUGGUCUUUCUGGCAAAGGAUGCUCAGAGGAAUGAGGAGGGUGAGGAACUUCAUCAGGACAUGCCAGAUAGAGUUAACAACGAAGACUUGAAUAAUAAUGUCAGCAAUCAAGGCAGACCAAAGAAGGAAAAAAGCCUUCACAUGGUUGAGAAGCAUGAUAGAAGAAAAUGGACUGCACAUUUUCCAAAGCACAGGAUAAUAAAGGCAAGGAAAUCUAUUCAGGGUGGAAAGUAUUUCAGAUAUAGAUCACAGCUCCUUGUGCACGAAACAAUACAUAGAGAGAAGAAACUUUCUGAAUACUUGGAGACAAAAAAUAAAUUCAGUCAGAGUGGCACUGUUCAGCUGCACAAAAAGACAACAGGGGAGAAACCUUUUCAUUGCCCAGAGUGUGGGAAAAGAUUCAGUCGGAGUGACCUUCUUCAAAAGCAUCAGAGAAACCACUCAGAGGAGAAAUCUUUUGAAUGCUCAGAUUGUGGAAAGAAAUUCAUUAGGAGUGAUCAUCUUCAAAAGCACCAGAGAACCCACACAGGGAAGAAACCUUUUGAAUGCUUAGAGUGUGGAAGGAGAUUCAGUCAGAAUGACUCUCUUCAAAGGCAUCAGAGAACCCACACGGGGGAGAAACCUUUUGAAUGCUCAGAAUGUGGAAGGAAAUACAGUCAUUGUGACAAUCUUCAAAAGCAUCAGAGAACCCACACAGGGGAGAAAUCUUUUGAAUGCUCAGAUUGUGGAAAGAAAUUCACUAGAAGUGGCCAUCUUCAGCAGCAUCAGAGAACUCACACAGGGGAGAAACCUUUUGAAUGCUCAGAGUGUGGAAGGAGAUACAGUAGAAGGGACUCUCUUCAAAAGCACCAGAGGACCUACACAGGGGAGAAACCUUUUGAAUGCUCAGAGUGUGGAAAGAAAUUCAUUAGGAGUGAUCAUCUUCAAAAGCACCAGAGAACCCACACAGGGGAGAAACCUUUUGAAUGCUUAGAGUGUGGAAGGAGAUUCAGUCAGAAUGACUCUCUUCAAAGGCAUCAGAGAACCCACACGGGGGAGAAACCUUUUGAAUGCUCAGAAUGUGGAAGGAGAUACAGUCAUUGUGACAAUCUUCAAAAGCAUCAGAGAACCCAUACAGGGGAGAAAUCUUUUGAAUGCUCAGAGUGUGGAAGCAGAUUCACUAGGAGUUUCAGUCUUCAAGUGCAUCAGAGAAUCCACACAGGGGAGAAACCUUUUAAAUGCGCAGAGUGUGGAAAGAGAUUCAGUAGAAAUGACAGUCUUCAACAGCAUCAGAGAACCCACACAGGGGAGAAACCUUUUGCAUGCUCAGACUGUGGAAGGAGAUUCAGUCAGGCUGGCAAUCUUCACCAUCAUCAGAGAACCCACAUGGGGGAGAAAGCUUUUGAAUGCUCAGAGUGUGGAAAGAGAUUCAAUACUAGCUGUAAUCUUCAAUGUCAUCAAAGAACCCACACAGGGGAGAAGCCUUAUGAAUGCUCAGAGUGCGGAAGGGGAUUCCGUCAGAGUGGCCAUCUUCAAAACCAUCAGAGAACCCACAUAGGGGAGAAAACCUAUGAAUGCUCAAAGUGUGGUAAGAGAUUCGCUAGGAAUGACAGUCUUCAACAUCAUUAUAGAACUCAUACAGGAGAAACCUUUUGAAAGCUCAGAGGGUUGAAAGAGAUUUAGUUCGAGUGACAGUCUUCAAAAGCAUAAGAGAAAUCCACACACGGAAGAAAUAUUAUGAAUACUUAAGAGUGUGGAAAGAGAUUCAAUGAGAGGGAGAAUCUUCAGGAGCAUCAGAGAACCUUUUGCAUUCUCAGUAUCUGUCUCCAGCUCGCCACAGCCAGACUCUUAAAUGGCACCAAGGAAGGCUUUCAUGACACAAAGACACCUUCCUAAUGAAUGAGAACACUCCUCCCCCCAGCUUGGUUAUGAGCUGUUGGCCCAUCAGCAUCCCUUACAGGCCCAAAAUGAUGUGUGGACAGACUACUAUAUCAGAGAACCCACACAGGGGAGAAACCUUCUGAAUGCUCUGAGUUUUGAAAGAGAUUCAGUAUGUGUGUCAAUCUGCAACUGCAUCAAGGAAACACACGGGGGGGGGGGGGAAACCUUUUGAAUUCUCAGACUGUGGAAAGAGAUUCUGUUGCAGAAAUACUCUUUGAUGGGAACUGAUAUCCCACACAGAAAAGACACAAUUUUAAUGUUUGGAGCAUUGAAAAGGGAUUCAGUCAGAGCAAUGCUCUUCUGCUUUGUCAAGGAACCCACACAAGGAGAAUCCAUGUAACUGCUUAGCCCGUAAACGGAACUUUUCUAUUUCAUACCUGAAAGACAACCACAGACCAUAAAAAGUGUUAAAAAGAUGUUAACUUCUGAAUUUACAGAAGAAAUCUUACCCCCAUCAUGAAGAAAUGUUAUAAGUGCUCGGACUGGAAAGAGCAUUAGCCAUGUCCAAAAUCCCAAAAAGAUCCCACAGAGAAGAAAACAAGGAUGGGCAAUGGGAUCUCCAGGUCAGAAAAUCAGCUGAUCUCUCUUCUAGAAUCGAAGAGUCCACCCAAGGGAGGAAUCUCAUCAAUGCUCUGUAUGUGGGAAGAGCCUGAGGCACAAAUCUUACUUUCCUGUUCCUCAGAGAAUCCAUAAAAGGGUGGAACUUUAUUAUAGCUGGUUCUGAUGAGGUUCUUCAAAGGACCUGGUGUUGUUGGUUCAGAAAGGCUGAGAACGUAGUUACACAAAAAAGAGCGCUUUUACCUCCUCUUGCUACUUCACGUUAUCUGCCAAUAUAAUUCUGACCUUCAAAACCCGUGAAAACAGUUUCUUUCCCAGAUCCUGUGAAGGAAUAGACCAUUUGAGGGUAACAGAUAUCCACAGCCUCUCUGCUGCUGGUGUAAAUAUAGUGUGACCAGCCAGCAUCCUUACUUCACAAACAUUUCUAUCUGAGGAACAGUUUUAGAGUGGCAUUUCUCAACCCUGAUCCCUCCCUAGUUCAGCGUGCUGUGAGGUUUGUUUUUUUUUGGGGGGGGGGUCUCACCUAGAGAUGGGAAGGCCCGGAAAAAGACUGGAAACAUUUGGGAAAAAGCAUUUUUUUCCCUGUUUUUUCCCCAAAGCCCUUUUUGUUUUUUUCCCAAAAAAUUGGAAAAAUUGAAAAAAAUAAAUUAAUUAAUUAUGGAAUGUUUUAUUUUAACAUGAUGAAUAAAAUAUUUUAAGACAAGAUA
Molecule: messenger RNA, 3622 nt
Organism: Heteronotia binoei (common prickly gecko)
Lineage: Eukaryota; Metazoa; Chordata; Lepidosauria; Squamata; Gekkonidae
Product: gastrula zinc finger protein XlCGF57.1-like
Exons: 4
Coding region: 171-2072 (633 amino acids)
Biological process (GO): negative regulation of transcription by RNA polymerase II
Molecular function (GO): DNA-binding transcription repressor activity, RNA polymerase II-specific
Source: RefSeq, a predicted model, not a curated record